Venturia canescens is the source of this 3055-nucleotide messenger RNA. RefSeq names its product fukutin-related protein. Bases 532 to 2019 code for a protein of 495 amino acids. Gene Ontology annotation, cellular component: Golgi apparatus. The record is from RefSeq and is a predicted model, not a curated record. Gene Ontology annotation, biological process: protein O-linked glycosylation via mannose. The transcript has 3 exons. Lineage: Eukaryota; Metazoa; Arthropoda; Insecta; Hymenoptera; Ichneumonidae.
UGACUACUGUAAGAGCGUUUAUAGGAAAUUUUUCCUGUGCGUCCCCCUUUUUCCUUUUGUUUGACAAGUAAAAAUAGAUAAAUCAAAAUGUCUAUAAAGAGUUUUCUUUUUGUAAAAAAAUUAAUUGAAAUCUUUCCAUAUAUCUUCUAUUAUUUGAGUCAUUCAUACUAUGUAAUACGAUGGUACAGAGUGAAAAAAUAUUGAUGAUGAAAAAAAUGAAUGAUUGAACAUGAAUAAAAAAAUUGGAGCGAUGAAAAUGAAAUCUGAAUUGAUUCGGCAUGGAACGACUCGUGAAUCUACGUGUAUCGUAGACCCUUCGAGAGUCAGGAGAUGCGCGCGCGCACAAACGUAGCACAUUAUCUGGGGGAUGAAUAAAAAUGGUGGUUGCUGUCGAGCGUGAUUGACCGAAGGGUUGGAAAGUAGAAAUAUAAAUAAGAGUAGUCUGAUAAAGGGGAGAGAAGAAGAGUUCGUGAUAGAAAAAGGGUGAUGGAAAAGAGUGUACAAUGAAAAACGAAAAGGUGACAUAAAACAAUGCGAGUUAAGCUCGUACGAAUUUCAUUAAUUCUCGCACUUGUUGGUAACAUUAUUGUAUGGCACAAAAUAUGGUGGUUUUACACGUUGAAUCGUGCCGGCACAGAAAAAAGGGCAGGUUCAAGUACGAGCACUCAAACUCCAACGAAACUUCAUCGACGCUUGUCUAAACUGGUUACAAUUGUCAUACGACAAUUUGAGACUUUCGAGAACGAUGUCACCUCCACCGUCGAUUCCGUGCUUAAUUCAUUUCCCACAAUGCCCAUACUGAUAGUAUGCAACGAAUUGCCUUAUCCACCGCUUGAAUUAAAUUUCUCCAAUGACAGCCUCCGUAACGUCAAACUGGUUAAUCUUCAAACUGAUUUUAACAAAUCUUUUGAAGAACGUAAUCCACUAUUUUACGUUAGAACAAAAUUCGUCAUGUUUUUGCCUGAUGCUACAAGGCUCUCGACCAAACAAGUCAUGCAGGAAACGGUGAACGGUGCUACGCGACAUGGUGCGGUAACAGUCCCAAUCGGUAAAAGCCAAUUGACCUGUUAUAAUCUUAAGCUACGCGUCAAAGAAUGGAGCCUGCGUUUUGUAAAUAUUCCAGCGGGGACUGAAUGCGAUUCAGUCGUUGGACGACACGUAACGAUGAUGGAAUCCAAAAUAUUGAGAAAAUUGUCCGAUCCGUUUCUUCUUCCGUUCACGGAUUCGCUUUACCUUCAGACCAUAGCAGUGGGCGUUAAACAGGUUUACAUCCUGAAAAAUUAUCAAUUCAAUGAGGGAAAACCAUUGUUCCGUAGUCAACAGGCUCAGUGGAAGAUCCAACAACUACAUUCGAAGCGCGAGAGGGCAAUGUUCGAAAAGUUUGGAAUAAAAAAAGUAACGAGAGCAGGAAACAGCGUCGAGUGGUACGGCUGUUCGAGAGAGACGCCGCGGUGUUUUGGUUCUGUGAUAAACGGCAUACCAUCUUAUCUUCAUCAAAAUCGUUAUACGCCACCGUGUUGUUUAGCUGGUUUGAGAAAAGUCGCCCAUCACGUUUUCGAAAAGCUCGAAGAAUUCGGAAUUCGUUUUUGGCUCGAGGGAAGUUCUUUGCUCGGUGCGAUGAGAAACGGUGAUUUACUACCUUGGGACCAUCAAAUCGACAUCGGCGUUAAUCGUGAUGAUCUUGAUCGAUCCCCUUGGCUGGUAAAAGCUCGAAACAAACCGAUAAUCGAUCACCAUGGCUUCGUGUGGGAAAAAGCUACCGAAGGCCAAUUUUUCAAAGUUCAGUACUCCAAAGUAAAUCGUCUUCACGUUAAUAUCCUGCCAUUUUAUUCAAAAAAUGGCACCAUGACCAGGGACUCGUGGUUUUUAAAAAAUUGCGAUUUUCCCGAACAAUUUUUGCAUCCCAUGUCGAGUAUUGAAUUCGCUGGUAGGCAAGUGCCUAGUCCUAAUAAUAUUAGAGACUUUUUGGAAAUCAAGUAUUACACCGGUGUUAUUGAAAAUCCUCAAAUACCUCGUUAAAUUUAUGAUUUUUUGGAUUUUCAAUUUUUAAUUGGUUCUAAAUUGCACAAAUUCAUUUUAAUUACAAUCUUAGCUGUUUGAAUAUAUUUUUUUAUAUUUCAAACUAUUAUCAUGGCUACAUCGUCGACAUUUCAUUUUUCUUUCGUAUAGAUCAUUACGUAUUUCUUUCAUAUUGAUCGAAAAAGGUGCUUUGUUGAUGAACUAGUAGCUUCAUCAAUCGAUGAAUGCAUUAUUAUUUUUUUGCCGAAGGAAUAACUAGUCUUAAGCAAUUUCGUUUUCCUCACAAGGGAUUGAGAGAGUGAUUAAGUGAUAAACGAAUAUAAUAUGGCUGGAAGAAGAACGACAUUACAAGACGUUAGACAAACACGGUGCCAAAAAAUGUUCACUAAUUCGUAUUUUCGCUUUCUCCUCUAUCGCUUGUUUGCAAGCAGUCGAAGUGAAUUGCUCUUAUUGCUAUAAAAUAGUUCGUUGCUACAAUUCAAUGAGUUAACAAAAACAACAAAAAACUUUUCUAGAUGGGACUAGAAUUUACUAUUUUGUAUCUUGAACGUAGUUUUUAGGUGUUAGACUUUAUUCUAUUUUUGUAUUAAAUCCAGACUUUGUAACUCGCUGAAGAUAAAGUUACGUCUGAUAGUAUUAUCGAGACCAAAAUGAUGUAAAAUUAUGAUUCGUCAUGGCAAACAUUGCUGGAUAACUAGGGGAUUGUGUCAUUUUUCAUUACUCAUUGGAUGUUCAGAAACUCAUUGUUCAAACUAUCUGUGCCAAUAUUAUUCUCAUUAAGCAAUUUCAAGACUCAUAAUAUACGGUUAUAGGAUUGAAAGGAAAAGGGAAAGAAUCAGUUGACAAAUUUGUUGAAAAUCAUUUAAAAAACGAUACUGAAUUUUUUAGAGUUAUUAACUAAUUUUAAUUGAAUAAACCCUAAAAUGAUGGAAGAAAGAGUAAUUUUGCCCACUUGAUAGGAAAUGUGUCUUUCAAAAGGAGAAUUUGUGGUGUAAGUGAAAUACAAUAAAAAAUUCUUCCGUGCUGUUGCAAAAAA